AACCUUCUCAUCCGAGAGCAUCAAGCAACGAACCCACCCGGGCGUCCCUACAACGCGCGACACCCUAUAAAACCCUGGGUCGCCCCCCGGCGAUGGCAACCUCGUACCUCCGCUGCAGAGCGACGUCGGCCGCCGCCGUACGACGACGGGGCCUUCCCUUCGUCGGCGCGUUCUGCGUGCUCAGCUUGGGGUUCUCCACCGCCCUCUCCUUCUCCUCUUCCCUCAGGACGGGUUGCGCUCGGUCCCUCCCCUUCGUUCCGCUCUUGAGAUCGAAGCUUGGAGCGCCUUUCAGAGGGUUGCAUUCGGCUAAGAUGGAGGGAGCUCAGGGAAGCGGCAACACGGUGCCGAGCAUCGUUGUCUACGUCACGGUUCCGAGCAAGGAAGCAGGAAAGAAGUUGGCUGAGAGCAUAAUCAAAGAAAGACUUGCGGCAUGCGUAAAUAUAGUGCCAGGUAUUGAAUCAAUUUACCAUUGGCAGGGAAAGAUUGAGACAGAUUCCGAGGAACUGCUCAUAAUCAAGACAAGAGAAUCACUGCUAGAGCCUCUGACCCAGCACGUCAAGGCAAACCACCCAUACGAUGUUCCGGAAGUGAUUGGCUUGCCCAUCCAGGGCGGCAAUGUCCAAUACCUGGAAUGGAUCAAGAACAGCACCAGAGACUAAGUUUUAAGGUGGGAAGGCAAGGCUUUCUGGCUGCAUCAGUUUGCUUUUCAUAUCGCAUGUGUAUACUCUCUCUCCCUCUCUCGUGACUUUCUCUGAAUAACCAUGGUCCAUGGGCAUGUGUUUUCCCAGCUUGCUAUAUCUUUGCUAAAUGAUAAGUUGUGAAUAGACUUUGUAGCACACCCUGCGAAAAUAGCAUGCUUUGCUACCUGAUAUAUACCCGGCCUUGCAAUUUAUGGUAUUACUCUUGUAUCU
Molecule: messenger RNA, 911 nt
Organism: Eucalyptus grandis
Lineage: Eukaryota; Viridiplantae; Streptophyta; Magnoliopsida; Myrtales; Myrtaceae
Product: protein CutA, chloroplastic
Exons: 6
Coding region: 93-659 (188 amino acids)
Biological process (GO): response to metal ion
Molecular function (GO): copper ion binding
Source: RefSeq, a predicted model, not a curated record